This is a messenger RNA of Bemisia tabaci, 1898 nucleotides long. RefSeq names its product regucalcin. Gene Ontology annotation, molecular function: enzyme regulator activity; calcium ion binding; gluconolactonase activity. Lineage: Eukaryota; Metazoa; Arthropoda; Insecta; Hemiptera; Aleyrodidae. Gene Ontology annotation, biological process: L-ascorbic acid biosynthetic process. The record is from RefSeq and is a predicted model, not a curated record.
AAGUAAGUCACUCAAGCAUGUGAAGUAACAACAUUCGCCAGACAAACUGCUGUUGAGUAAGAUUUUGCAUCAAUGGAAGAGGAGUUUUUCUGGCGCUCGAGUGGGCCUAUUAAUGAGCGCGGAUAUCAUUGCCUCGGAAAAUUAUGGUUAUAUCGUCUGCGGUUACGGUGUGCGCGUCUCCGUCCUACCAAGCGAACCUAGGUGACGAUGAUCGUUUCGUUAUUCGAUUGGAAUUCAAUGCUCCCGUUGGUAUCACUGCUCCUAUUGGCCACACAAACGGCCAAUGGAAAAAUCGAGGUGGCCGUUGGCCAAUCCGAGUACAGAACUUUCUGCCACACGGAGGCGCCUCACUACGAUUCGGCGAGCCAGAGCCUUUUCUUCGUCGACACGUACGUGGGAAAAGUUUGUCGUCAUCAUCUAAAGUGGAAUGCGACAUAUUGCACUUGCUCUCUCGACCAUGUAUUAGGCUCGGUAGUUCCGGUGUCGAACCAGCCGGACUGGUACAUAAUUGGACUCGGGCCAUACUCGGCGAAAAUGUAUUGGGACGGCUACAUUCCCCACGCCGAGGUCCACAUCCUCGGCCGCCACGACGAAGACGCUGGGGCUGGGACCGUCUUCAACGAUGGCAAAGCUGACUGCGCCCAGAGGCUAUUCAUGGACACAAAAGGAAAUGCCAGUUUGUUUCAUUACACAAAACAAAGUUGCAACUUUGAAAAGGACAUUGAUAACGAGGAUGGUGCGAUUUACAACGGGAUCGCAUGGAACUCUGCCAGUGACAAAUUGUUUCUUGCCGAGACCGCACGAGCAGUAAUUUACUCCUUCGACUACAACAUCGAAAUCGGCAAAAUAAGUAAUCGAUCGGUUUUAUUCGAUUUCAAGGCGAACAAUGUAAAUGGGCUCCCGGAUGGAAUGGCAAUGGACGUGGAUGAUAAUUUAUGGGUGGCUGCGAUUUUCGGAUCUUAUGUAUACCAAAUCUCGACGCGGGACGGUACCCUACUGCGGGCGGUGAAGAUGCCAGCACGUGACGUCACAUCGGUCAUCUGGGGCGGUCCGAAGUUGGACACCCUCUUCGUGACGUCAUCGCAGCACAAUCUCAACGACGAGGAGAAGCGUCAGCAGCCGAGGGCGGGCUCGGUCUUCGCCGUUCGCGGACUGGGCACCAAAGGCCGAAGAGGGAACAACGCUGCCAUCUGCACCGCCGGCUGUGCAGAGGACGGAUGCACCCGCUCCCGGUGUGGCCAGGAGGUCGCCAGCCCCCCGGCUAGCGAGUUCCAGGUCGAGGGUUGCCUAUCCUCUCAGGGGCAUUCGCUUUCCUCCGACGAGACUCACUUCUAUUUUGGAGAUUUUAAGAGGAAAGCCAUCCAAGACUGAAUUGCUGCAAGGCGUAAACUAGGCAUUUUUCAAAAUUCGAGGACUUUUUUUAAACUAGAGUACCUUAUCUAUAGCGAGAGUAUGGACAGAUUGCUUAAUGGAGGGCUUAGGGCCCAAAAGUGCAGCCACCCUUCUGAGCAACUUCUAACACACAAAAUUUCACUACCAGCCUACAGAGUUCAAUUCUAACUAAGAUGGCCAAGAAUGUACAUAAAUGAGCGUUCCUUUGCAAAAAUAAGUAAAUUUAUGCUAAAAGUAAGCCAAAUACAUGCUUUAUAUAUAAACGGCGGUUCGUAACAAUUGUAUUUGUAAAUCGCUCUGGACAUUUGAAAUUCAUAGGUUAGCUGCAUUUCUGGGCCCUAACUAUUCGCGGAGGCAUUGGUGAAGGCCUGGUGGAUUUUCGGAGUUUCACAUCUGUCCAUACUCUUGCUAUACAGGUACUCUAUUUUUAACAUCAGUCUUUUUGCUAAAACUUUUUGCAAAAGAUCUCCUUUGUUCAUCCGCAGUAAAGUGACUUGAAAAAUCCA